GCGAGGCCUGGCCAGGGGGACGCGGGUGUCCCCCAAGACAUCCAGGUGGCACAGGUACAAAAGGAGAAGCAGGCAGGCACAGCGUGGCCACGGGGACAUGCCAGCGCACCCGCAGCACUCAGCAACCACCUCGGGGCACCCCGGACACAGAUCCCUGUGAACAGCCAUGGCAGGGGAAGGGGAACUCAGCCGUGUCAUCAAGGACCUGCAGAAGACUGUGGCUGAGCUGAAAUGCCGCUACCAGGAGCAGAACCUGCCGGUGACAGACGGGAGCCGGGAGCUGCACAGCCUCUGUGCCCACCUAGAGUUUCUCCUCCAGUUUGACCUCAAGGAGAAGAGGAGCUUCUUUGGGCAGCGCAAGGACUAUUGGGACUUCUUGUGCCAGGGCCUAGCACGGUGCCGUCAGGAGCAUGAAGGCAUUCACUUCGUCACUUCCCUGGACAAGCUGAAGACCCCUGUGGGCAGGGGCCGAGCCUUUCUGCGGUACUGCCUGGUGCACCGGCAGCUGGCAGAGUCCCUGCAGCUCUGCCUCCUCGACCCUGAGAGUCUCUGUGAGUGGUACUACGCCCGUAGCCCCUUCCUGAGUCCCAAACGGCGAGCAGAGAUCCUGGGCAGCCUCUAUGAGCUGGACUGUGUCACCUUCCACCUGGCCCUGUACAGGGAUGACCUGGACACCGCCUGGCCCAUGUUCUCCGAGCCACUGGUACGGCCCAGCCCAGUGAUCAGGAGCAGCCCAGCAAAGACAGCCCUGCAGACAGACAGUAUCGGCACUGUGGCACAUGGAUUGUCCGAUGGCACUGGCCAUCCCACUGUGGCACUCCAUGGAACACCAGCCCAUCCAUGCCCACCCACUUUGGCUGCCCUGCAGGCAGAGAGAGUGGAAAUGGAAAAUAUAGACAAUGGGAAGGUGAAGAAGGACAUGGAAGAGGAGGAUGAAGAGGAGGUAGAGAAGGAUGACAGUGAGAAUACAAAGGAGAUGAAGGUGGAGGAUGUGGAAGUGGACAUGGAGGAGGAUUUGGAAGAGAAGGAUGAAGAGCUGGAGAAGGAUGAGAAGGAGAUGAAGGAUGUAGAUGUAGAGAAACUGGAGGAUGCACAUGGCACUGGCAAAGCAGCCCAGCCUGAUGGUGCUGGAGAGUCUGGCACGUCUCCACUGUCGACUGGCACAAGGUGCAUGCUGGGAUCCCUGUCACUGGUGCCCAGGCAGCCAGGUGGGACAGAGGAAUCCCUGCAGGCUCUGGUGUCACAGCUGAGGGCCGAGCUGGGUCAGCGUGAGGUGGCAGCACAAGCGCUGGCGGUGCGGCUGGCACGGGUGGAACUGUGGUACCAGCAGCAGGAGGAGGACAGUGCCCAGCGGGCCCAGCUGUGGGCACGCGAGGCUGAGGCACUGCGGGAAACCAACACCUUCCUGCAGCAGGCACUGGAGGCAGCGGUGGCAGCAGGGGACCCGGGGGCACUGGCACGGGCACAGGAGGAGGCACGGGGCUGGCAAGAGGUGGCAGAGGAGCAGGGUACCCGGCUGGCCAAGGUGCUGGGGGAGGCGGCGGUGCUGACCUCACGCCUGCAGGAAUGCCAGGAAGCACUGGUGGUGGCAGGACAGACGGACGUGCUGAAGGAUGCUGGUACCUCAAAUGAGGUGGCUGCCGUGGAGAAGGUGCUGCAGCAGGCACUGGAGCUCGCCUGUGGUCCCCAGGAGCCCCCAGCAGUCCCUCAGACAGAAGGGGAACCAAGCACGGUCACCAGCAUGGCCAUGUGCUUGGCCAGCCUGGCCGCCACAGCACAGGAGGAGAACUGGCAGAGCCGGCAGCAGCUCCAGGCUCAGCGACAGGAGAUGGCACGGCUGCAGGAGGAGCUCAGCAGGGCCCGGCAGGACGGUGAGCGCUGGGCAUCGGCGCUGCAGCGGGCGCAGCGGGAGGCGCUGGAGCGGGAGGCGACGCGCGGCGCCGAGCAGGCACGGCAGCAGGAGCUCAUCCGCGACAUGAAGGAGCGGCUGCUGGAGCUGCUGCGGGAGAAGGAUGCCCUGUGGCAGAAGACAGAGGGCAUUGACACCCCGAUGCCCAGUCCGGUGCCCCGCGACCCAGGGUUUUGUGCCCGCUGCCGCAAGGAUUUCCGUCUCCUCUCCCGGCGGUACAGCUGCAGGCUGUGCCAGGGCAAGGUGUGCCACACGUGCUCUGUGGACAUGGGAAAGCACGGCCGCUGCUGCCUGGUUUGCUACCAGCAAGGGCAACCGCAAGCUACGUGAGCAGGGACAGCAGCCCUGGCACCGUGUCUGGGACACCUUCUGCCCUGGCUGCCUCCUCUUGGACUUACUGGGUACCCAGGUGUCCAGGGCCUGCAUGCAGGCUCUGCUGCCCAACAUUUUGGGUUUGACAUGUGUC
Molecule: messenger RNA, 2375 nt
Organism: Poecile atricapillus (Black-capped chickadee)
Lineage: Eukaryota; Metazoa; Chordata; Aves; Passeriformes; Paridae
Gene: RUFY4
Product: RUN and FYVE domain containing 4
Exons: 12
Coding region: 167-2239 (690 amino acids)
Biological process (GO): positive regulation of macroautophagy
Source: RefSeq, a predicted model, not a curated record